AUGAAUUAAGUCGAUAAUUUACUCAAACCAUCUGUGAUUAAUAAAAAAUCUUAGCUACUGGAUAAUAGCUCUAAUACAGACAUUUUUAAUUCAUGGGAAUCAAAAUUAUAACAAAAAGAAAAAUAAGUAAUUUUUAUUAUAAUACUUAAGUAUAGUUAAUAUAAAAAGAAAAGAAAUUGAAAGAAAAAGAGAAUUAAUUAUCUUAAAAAGAAGACCUUUUAAUUAAAAAAGAGUUAGACCUAAAUUAAAAAAUGAUGAAAUAUUCUACAAUUUUAGAAUAAAUUAUUGCCUAGAAGUAAACUAAAUCAGACAUUUCAUUAUUACCAUUAAAUUCAAAUGAUAGAUCACAUAGAAAUAAGAAUAUAAAUGAAUAUUAAAAUCGAGUGAUAAAUUUAUUGAAUACAAUCAGAAGUAAUAGUUAAUAAUAAUAAUAAUUGAUUCAUUAAUAAUCUUAUUUAGGAAGUACUUUAGAAUUAACAGAUGAUAGAUUUAAUAAGAGUACAAGAGGAUUUUAAUUGAUAUGA
This is a messenger RNA of Paramecium sonneborni, 524 nucleotides long. Lineage: Eukaryota; Ciliophora; Oligohymenophorea; Peniculida; Parameciidae. The record is from the annotation of a GenBank genome assembly.